Messenger RNA from Annulohypoxylon maeteangense, 1726 nucleotides. RefSeq names its product WLM-domain-containing protein. NCBI's taxonomy places the organism in Eukaryota, Fungi, Ascomycota, Sordariomycetes, Xylariales, Hypoxylaceae. The transcript is spliced from 2 exons. The record is from RefSeq and is a predicted model, not a curated record. The coding region runs from base 248 to 1483 and encodes 411 amino acids.
UUCGUGUACAGUGGCGCGUUGGUCAGCGACGACCGCCAACAAAUUCUAGAAGUUUACGCGGCUACUUACUUUAUUUAUAAACAAGGCUUACAUUAUGGCUUCCUGGUAUCGCAGUUUCUCAAAUGGAUGAGCAGGCUCCUACUACUUUAUUUCUUGAUUUAUUUCUAUUCUUUUGGACUUUUGUGUCCGGUUCCCCACAUCUUCAUUCACGUUUCUACGACCUUUAGGUUGCGAAUCGAGUUGUAAAAUGGCGGAAAUAGAUCCUUUAGUUUUUUCAUUUUCGCAUCUGGCGAAAUUUCCACGAGAAGCUGAAGCUUUACAAAUCCUUAAAAAGGUGGCUUCCCUGGUGAAGCCUAUGAUGAGGGCAAGAGGAUGGAAAGUUGGACAAUUGACCGAAUUCUACCCCGAACAACACAACCUCCUAGGCCUAAAUAUAGGGCGUGGGCAGAGAAUAUGCCUUCGACUUCGGUAUCAUAGCGAUUGCAACCAAUUCGUCCCCAUCGAACAAGUAAUUGAUACAAUGCUUCACGAACUCGCACAUAACGUUCACGGACCUCACGACGAAAAGUUUCACGCGCUAUGGAAUCAAUUGCGCGAAGAACACGAGUCGCUUAUAAUGAAAGGAUAUACGGGUGAAGGGUUCUUGUCAGCAGGUCAUCGACUCGGCGGCAGGAAGAUACCUAUGGAUGAAGCUCGUAGGCUGGCCCGAGCCUCCGCGGAGAAGCGUCGUACACUUAACACAGGCUCCGGUCAAAGACUGGGUGGUGCAGCUCCCGGACCAAGUCAGGAUAUUAGAAGGGUUAUUGUUGGCGCAGUCGAACGUCGUAAUAAUUCUCUUCGAGGCUGCGCAAACGACAACCGACCGCAAAACGAGAUACAACAAAUUGCUGAUACAGCAACUAAAAAUGGGUUUAGAACACAAGCCGAGGAGGACGCUGCAAACGACGCUGCGAUAGCUCAGGCUCUGUGGGAACUUGUCCAAGAAGAAGAGAUGGCCAAGAAAGGCAAAAAUUACGUUCCUCCCAGCUCUAGCAUCCAAACUUGGGAUCAUGGCGGCGGCUCUUCUUCCAACUCAGCGCCAGGACCAUCCAGACCGUCUGGCCAAUCACGUAAACCCGAGAAAAGUGUAAAUAGAGGGGAUGGACGAUCUACAUGGACGUGCGAUAUCUGUACCCUUGUGAAUCCAACUAGUUUCCUAUGUUGCGACGCUUGUGGUACGGAACGGGGCGAGAAAAUUACCCAAAACCUCGCCGGGAGAUCGACAAAGGGAAGACCAACGGUUAUUGAUCUUACCCAGUCCCCAUCGGCGAAUAAGCGAAAUGCUUCAACGUCAAAAUCAACCUCGAGACCAAUCGCAGGUCCAGCCAUACCUCAUUCUACAAAGCCACCCGCACCAACAUGGACAUGCUCGUUCUGUGGACGAGUUCGGGAUAAACAGUGGUGGUCCUGCGAUUUAUGCGGGACUGUUAAGCAUAAGUCGUAACAUUAGAAAUGAUGGUUUAGAUUGCGAUAUUCACGAAUUUGCUGGAUACCCUUUUGGAUUUUGGUGAUACCUAUACGCGACGCGUUUAUGGAAGCUUUGUCGGUUGGCUACUUGUCUAUAUGCUAGCUAACUACCCAGCUACCCAGGUAUCUAUACCUACACAUACGUAGUCUAGAUAUUUUGAAUAUACGGAUGCAUCUGUGACAAACUGUUAUUAACGGAUGACAUCAUAUUUCUACUUCA